Molecule: messenger RNA, 1479 nt
Organism: Cinclus cinclus
Lineage: Eukaryota; Metazoa; Chordata; Aves; Passeriformes; Cinclidae
Gene: ENTPD8
Product: ectonucleoside triphosphate diphosphohydrolase 8
Exons: 9
Coding region: 1-1479 (492 amino acids)
Biological process (GO): nucleoside diphosphate catabolic process
Cellular component (GO): plasma membrane
Molecular function (GO): GDP phosphatase activity; UDP phosphatase activity
Source: RefSeq, a predicted model, not a curated record
AUGGACUCCAAAGCCAAGGCCAUUGCCUGUCUCCUGGCAGCCACCUGUGUCUGCAGUGUCAUCGCCCUCAUUCUGAGUGUUGUGAAUGUGAAGGAUGUGUUUCUUCCGCCCAGCACCAAGUACGGUCUGGUGUUUGAUGCUGGCUCCACACACACGUCCCUCUACAUCUACCGGUGGCCUGCGCACAAGGAGAACGGCACCGGCAUCGUCUCCCAGGUGGAGGCCUGCUCUGUGUCCGGACCCGGCAUCUCCAGCUAUGCAGACGACCCCGCGGGGGCUGGCACCAGCCUGAAGCCUUGCCUGGACAAGGCAAUGAAGAUCAUCCCGGCCGAGCAGCAGCGGGAGACCCCCACGUACCUGGGGGCCACGGCCGGCAUGCGGCUGCUGAGGGAGGAGAACAGCACCAAGGCCGAGCAGGUCUUUGCCGAGGUGUCCAAGGCCAUCGGGGAGUACCCUGUGGAUUUCCGCGGAGCUCGGAUCCUGACGGGGAGCGAGGAGGGCUCCUUUGGCUGGAUCACUGUCAACUACCUGCUGCAGACGCUGGUCAAGUUCUCGUUUGCAGAGAAAUGGGAACAUCCCCAGGACACCGAGGUUCUGGGAGCUCUGGACCUUGGCGGUGCCUCGACGCAGAUCACCUUCCAGCCCGGGGUCCCUGUGGAGGACAAGAACACGUCCGUGUUCUUCCGGCUGUACGGCACCAACUACUCCCUGUACAGCCACAGCUACCUGUGCUACGGGCAGAGCCAGGCCCUGAAGAUGCUUCUGGCAGCUCUGCACCAGGCCAGCUCGAGUGCUCAGAUCUCCCACCCCUGCUACCCCCGGGGGUACCAGGAGAACCUCACCGUGGCAGAGCUCUACAACAGCCCCUGUGUGCAUGCGCCAAGCUCAGCCAGCCCUGGCCAUGUCCUCAGGGUGAUGGGGACAGGGAACCCAGCCGAGUGUGGCACGGCCGUGCAGAGACUCUUCAACUUCAGCUGUGGGGCGCAGUGGCCGUGCGGGUUCAAUGGGGUGUACCAGCCCCCUGUGCGGGGACAGUUCUUUGCCUUUGCUGGGUUCUACUACACCUUCCACUUCCUGAACCUGACCCGCCAGCAGUCUCUGAGUGAAGUCAACACCACAGUCCUGUCCUUCUGCAGGAGGAGCUGGACAGAGCUGGUGCAGAGCUUCCCACAGGAUUUGAAGUACCUGCACACGUACUGCUCCGUGGCCAUUUACAUCCUGACGCUGCUGCUCGAUGGCUACAAGUUCAAUGAGCACACCUGGAGCAACAUCCACUUCAGCAGGCAGGCAGCAAACACAGACAUUGGGUGGACACUGGGCUUCAUGCUGAACUUCACCAACAUGAUCCCUGCUGAGGCUCUGCUGCAUGUCAAGGGCCACCAGCCCAGCCUGUGGGCAGGGGCUGUCUCCUUCCUCGUGCUGGCCAUUGUGGCAGGCCUGGUGGCUGUUUUCCUACAGUGUUUCUGGAAAACAAAGUAG